AUGCUUCCGUACUCUCGUGGUCUAAUCAUAGACAACGCAAGCAACUAUGGUAUAGUAAAGACAGAGACCGUCUUUGGGUUCGGACCUAACAGUGACAAUUAUGUGAACAGCACGUUUAACUCAACAGAGCCGCUGGAAUGGAUUUUCACGAGGGGCAACUUUGGACAAGGCUCUGUGCCAGAUCCAAUAACCUCCCAAUCAGAUUCACGAGCCUACAAGGACUCCAAACCGAAGACAAGCACCACCACGUCACCUCCACCACAGCAACGUAGUAAGAAGAUUAAGAAAGGAAUAAAAAAACUCAAGAAGAAGCUUAAAAGGAAAGCGAAGAAGACUAAAAAGUGCAUCUUCAAGGUCAUAAAGAAGGGGAAGAAGAACAGAGGAGGAAAUAAGUUUAAGAUGCAUAAGAAGUACAUGCUGCCUCUGAUAUUGGGACUUUUAGCUGCGAAGAGUCUGCUGAUUCCUAUUGCAUUGAAGGCGCUGGCGUUUUUGUCUGCUAAAGGUCUAAUGAUGGGAUUCUUCUCCACCGUAAUGGCGUCGGUCCUCAGUCUCAAAGGGAUGUUCGACCACCACCACGGAUACCAGAACCGGAAGGACGAUACCAAAACCCAAGUUGAAAUCAUCCAAGUACCUUCGAAGAGCGAGGACAGUCAUGUCUACUACGAUGAUCAUUAUAACCACUAUAAAAGAGGCGACUAUGAGUUUAUACGAGAUUAUAACAAUUAUAACAAUCUACCCACGAUUAUAAGGGCGGUGGAACACGGAGAAUAGAACUUUAUUCAUUUGUCUUUAGACACCUUUUUCGCUGUCUUGUCCUAGUCUAUUUAUUUACAAUGUUAUUGCUAUAAUUUAACUUAUGAUAUCUUGUACAUACUUUGAUGCUAGUUGUAUUUCUUAAUCGACAGGGACAAGUGUA
Ostrinia furnacalis (Asian corn borer) is the source of this 916-nucleotide messenger RNA. RefSeq lists its product as uncharacterized. The record is from RefSeq and is a predicted model, not a curated record. NCBI's taxonomy places the organism in Eukaryota, Metazoa, Arthropoda, Insecta, Lepidoptera, Crambidae. Gene Ontology annotation, cellular component: membrane. The transcript has 3 exons. Bases 1 to 771 code for a protein of 256 amino acids.